Molecule: messenger RNA, 857 nt
Organism: Suillus clintonianus
Lineage: Eukaryota; Fungi; Basidiomycota; Agaricomycetes; Boletales; Suillaceae
Product: kinase-like protein
Exons: 6
Coding region: 49-771 (240 amino acids)
Biological process (GO): protein phosphorylation
Molecular function (GO): protein kinase activity; ATP binding
Source: RefSeq, a predicted model, not a curated record
GUGGCAGUGAAGACCAUUCAUGCGUUUGAAUCGGAGAACGAGGUCUCGAUGCGAAAGAAUGCAAAGAGAGUGCGUCGUGAACUGAAAGUUUGGGGCCGUCUCAAACAUGAUAAGAUUCUUCCGCUCUGGGGAGUGGCAAAUGACUUCGGGCCCUACCCUGCAAUGAUUUGCCCAUGGGCCGAUAAUGGAGCUCUCACGGGCUUUCUUGAACGCCAACAAGACAAGUUGUCGUCUCAAGAUAAGUUCUUGCUCCUGAAUGACAUCGCCCUUGGGUUGCAAUACCUCCACAGCAAAUCAGUUGUCCACGGUGACCUGACAGGAUCAAACAUCUUGAUCUAUGGCAACGGUCGGGCAUGCCUUGCUGAUUUUGGUCUCUCCACUAUCAUCCUGGAGUUCAUUGGUAACUCCUAUUUUACGAGCUCCAUCCGAGGGAAUAUCCGAUGGGUGGCUGCAGAGUUAUUUGACGCACCAGAGGGCUAUGAAAUCUCGCUUAGCACGGAGUGCGACAUAUACUCAUUUGGCAGUAUCAUCUUGCAGGUAUUGACCUGCAAGGUACCCUACUAUAGUGUGAAGAGGGAUAUUACGGUGUUGGGACAAGUCAUCAAGGGUAUAAAACCAGAGCCUCCCAAGGAAUCGAGGAUAUCGCCCGGGCACUGGGAGUUCAUACAGCGGUGUUGGUUGCCUCGCGCAAGUCGUCCACCGGUUGGAGAAAUCGUAACAUUUGUAGCAUGUGAACGACAAGUUUUGUCGUCCUGCGUAGCUGUCCUCUGAAUAUUCACCAUGACACAUACCAUGGUUUCGAAUUUCAAUUUCGAAGCCACAUCAUUUCCAAUUCCCCAUUAGGAAGGUACUGUAGU